GCCUGAAACGAAAGUGAAACAGUGGAUGCAGUGAAAGAAUAGGACGACGCGUUUCAUACCCAAACAGUAUUCGCAUGAGGGGUGAAACGAUGGAUGAAUAUCCUUAUCCCAUCACUAUAGACGUCAGUUGGACAAACUCUGUCUCUAAAGGGAUACAGAACAAGCUUCAGAUUUAUUUUCAAAGUAAAAAGAAGUCGAGUGGAGGGGACUGCUUGGUGCACUACGAGGGUCAACGCUCCACUAGCGCAACUGUUUAUUUCAAAUCUGAGGAUGUCAGGGAAAGGGUUCUAUCGAGAGAUAACCACGAAAUUACUGUAGACAAUGAAACUGUGAAGUUGCGCUUGUCAUCAUCAUUGGGGGAAAAUCUGAAAGAGGAUUGCACUCUGUCGCUUGGUGCUACAAGCAAUGAAUUGUCAGAUGUGUCAAGUGAAGCACAGGAAGAUCCCAACUCCGAGAGUGGGCCUGGAGAGGGAGGUGGAGCUGAGGUGUCUCCUCGUAGCUCUGCUGUGGUGCUGGAGAGGGUUCCUGAGAACAUGUCGAGAGACUUGCUGUUGUUGCUGGUGGAGACCAUCUCUGGCCUGGAGGAAGACAACUUCUCACUGGAGGUCAUCAGUGAGACAAACAGAGCUGUUGUGACCUUCAAUAAUCCCAAAGAUGUGGAGCGUUUUCUCACUGAGAGCAAGAGGAACAAUAGUUUCCAGAAGCAGGGUUUGAUUGGGCGGUUGCUAGAGAGGUGCCAGAGUGUGAGAGUGGAGAACCUGGCCUCCAACAUACUUCAGGAUAUGCUGGAGCUCUACAUUGAGAAGUGGGCUGGCCCAGCAAAGGACAUCACUGUGUUUCGUGAGGAACAGGCAGCCAUUGUCACCUUCCACGCACCAGAAGUUUUGCACACCACUCUAAAUAAACGUCUUGUAAUUGGCAAAGUCCCAGUCAACGUGUAUCCAUACUACGAGUCCUUAGGAACUGCCUUGUAUGGAAAGGAGAGGCCAAUGUGGAAGAUGCCUGACCCCUUCAUAGAGUGUGUGCAUUCUGCCGUAUGGAAAUUCCUUUCCACGAAGAGACAGUUUUCCCGCAUCACUGACCAGAUGAAGUCCCACUUCUGUCACGUAGACAUGGAUAGUCCUGAGGUAAAACUCAGUCCUUUGCCAACCCUGCUAAGGCAGAAAGGACUAACAAGCAAACAUGUAGAUGGAUGGAAACAGAAUGCCUUGAUCGUCUUCCGUAACAUCAUGGCCAAAUAUGCUGUGUUUGAGUGUUUUGUAAGUGCCCCAGCGUGGAAGGCAGUGGAGAAAGAAGUCCGCUCGGUGGUGAAAGAGGAUGCUGUCCUAGCUAUGGAUGCCUCCAAAGGGUCUCUGACAGUUGCAUGUCUGGCCGAAGACACAAAGCGACUCCAGGGGCUGGUGGAAGACCUCACGCAGAGGGCCAUGAGUCGGAUAGAGAGGCAGAGGGAUGGCAUCUCGGAGGAGAUGGACAUGUCCCCUGCCAUGUUCUAUAUCCUGCAGCAGGAAGGACUUCUGAAGUGCGCAGCAGACGAAGCCCCAGAGAUGGGUUUUUCUUACAGAGACGACACCAAGAAGUUGGUUCUCUCAGGUCUUGUUGCAGAGGUGUACAAGAUGAAGUACUGGAUUCUGGAGAGGGAGCUCAAUAUGAAUAAGAAGCAGCUGAAGCUGGAACCCCAACUCCUGGACUUCCUGCGGUCAAUGGACAGUAUGGAGAUGUCCCAGGACCUGUUCACAUCCCGGGGCAUCAACGCUGUGUACAGAGUGGAGGGUGGAAAGGUACUUCUGACUGGUAGCUCAGACAGAGCAUUGGCUGAUGCAGAGCAGAGGGUGAAGACUGCCCUGUCCCUGCAGAGCCUUAUGGUGGAGGAUCAGGAGGUGCUGAGGAAGCCUGAGUGGAAAUAUCUGAACAACCAGCUGGUGAAUGCCUACAACUCCCUAAAGAAAAGAACAGUGGUGAUUAAGCUUCACCCAGAGAGGAGAGAUAGAAUCAUUGUGUCUGGCUUCCUGGACCCGGUCAGAGAGGUCAGCAAUAGACUGCGGGACUUUGUUGAAAACUACUCACGAGUCGAAGAGGCUGUCCUUCUCAAGUCCUGUGCCGUGGUUAAAUUCAUCCAGGAGAACAAAUCCCAGGACUGGGAACAUUUUGCCAAGCGUGAUGAGGUGAACGUCCACUUUGACCCCAGAAGGCCCAAAAUUGUCCUUUCUGGAGCGCGUCUCUACGUCAAGAAGGUCAAAGAGACCUUUCAGAAGAUUGUAGCACCUUUCUGCACUGAUAAGCUCACUAUCAUGAAGCCUGGAGCAAGAAAGUACUUUCAAGAGGAGGGAAGAAUGUUUGUUUCCAUGGCGAUGAAGGAGCAUGGCUGUGUGGUGCUGCUGCAGGAAGACUACAUGCUGGAGGAAGAAGAGGGCGAUGAUGAAGAUGGGGAGAAAGGAUUUGGCCCAUCAUCCUGCUGUGAGGUGAGGACACACAAUGGAAUCCUGGUCUCUGUCAGUAAGGCAGACAUCUGCAAGUUCAAAGUGGACGCAGUAGUCAAUGCAGCCAAUGAAGACCUGCAGCAUAUUGGAGGCCUGGCUUUAGCACUACUCAAGGCUGCUGGUCCACGGCUGCAGGAGCUCAGUGAUCAACAUGUCCGUAAUAACCGCCGACUGCAGCCAGGAGACGCCAUUGUGACAGAUGCAGGCAAUCUACCCUGUAAGUAUGUGGUCCAUGCGGUUGGUCCACGGUUCACACACUUUGACCAGGGAACAGCCAUACAGCGUCUGAAACAAGCUGUGAAUGAGAGCCUGAGGGAGGCUGCGAAGGUUAACUGCUCAACUGUUGCCGUCCCGGCCGUCAGCUCUGGGAUAUUCGGCUUUCCUCUGGACCUGUGCACUGAGACCAUUGCUGUGGCAGUGCGUGACUACUGUGAGAACCUAAGAGGUCAGACCUCUCUGACUGAGAUUCACCUGGUGGACAGCAAUGACAACACUGUGAGAGCCCUGGCCAGCGCUGUCCAGAAAACGUUCAAUGACCUGUACCCAAAAAUGACCAUGCCUCUGCAGGGUGCACAUAGGGGAAAUGGACAUCGGGGACGCGGGCAACAGGGAAGUGAACGACGGGGAAGAGGACAACAUAGUUACGGACAUCAAGGACCUGGAUAUCAGGGACAGUCACCAUGGGGACAUGGGCAGUGGGAACAAAGCAGAAGAGGGGGAGGAGAAGGUAGAGGUAGAGGGGGAGGAGAAGGUAGAGGUAGAGGGGGAGCAGGUGGUAGUGGAGGAGGAGAAGGUAGAGGAGGAGGAGGUAGAGGUAGAGGGGGAGGAGAAGGUAGAGGGGGAGGAGAAGGUAGAGGAGGAGGUGGAGGUAGAGGAGGAGGUGGAGGUAGAGGAGGAGGUGGAGGUAGAGGAGGAGGUGGAGGUAGAGGAGGACAUGGAUAUAGGGGAGGAGGAGUUAGAGACAGCAUAACUCAAAGAAAUUAUCAUGAAACCCAAGAGGAGCAGAGGAGAGAGUAUGGCCAAGAGAGGAAGUUUGAGGGGGCAGGCAGUGGGGAAAUCCUACAGACCAAUCGCACACAAGAGGGUCUGAAGAUCAUUCUGAGGAAGGGAAAUAUCCAGGAGGAAUAUUCUGAGGGCAUCGUCAACACCAUCUCUGAGGAUUUGGACCUGAGUAAAGGUGCUGUGUCCAAUGCUAUCCUAAAGGCAGCCGGUCCUGGGCUCCAAUCAGCAGCCACAGAUGAGGCUCGCGUCAACAGAUUGGCCUAUGGUGACAUUGUGGUCACCGACGGUUACAACCUGCGAUGUCAGAGGGUGAUCCAUACUGUCUGCCCCCAUUGGGACCAGGGAGCUGGCUCAGCAGAGAAGAUAUUGAGAACGAUAAUCAGAGAUUGCCUGAGUGAGGCAGAGAAGCAUAGGCUGGCAUCCCUGUCUUUCCCUGCCAUUGGAACAGGGAACAUGGGAUUCCCUAAGGGCCUGGUGUCCAAGCUUCUUCUGCAGGAGGUCAAAGACUUCAGCCAGAGAAGAAACUCCACACACCUUAAAGAAGUGGCCAUCGUGGUCCACCCCAGCGACACCCAAACUGUGGAUUGCUUUGUCAGGGAAUUCAGAGGUCAGACACAAGGGUAUACUUGGCAGAGUUCACAAGGUUCCGGCCAAUCACAACAUUCCAAAUCUCAUGUUGGCCAAUCACAGCAGCCCUCUGGCGCAGGUUUCUUUGGACAGGUGUCAUCCCCUUCUCUGGGUGUGUACAGCAUGCAGAUUGGUCACAUUACUUUUGAAGUGUCAUCAGGAGACAUCACCAAGGAGUCCAGUGACGUCAUUGUGAACUCCUCCAAUAAGGACUUUAACCUCAAAUCAGGUGUAUCCAAAUCCAUUUUAGAAGGAGCUGGAUUGAAGGUGGAGUUGGAGUGCUCAGAGAUUGUCAGAUCCCCAAGCUUCCAACCAUGCAGGAUGAUCAUGACAUCAGCAGGAUCUCUCCCAUGCAAACACAUCAUGCACAUUGUGGGACAGAAUGACCCUGAGAUCAUUAAAGAGACUGUGUACGAUGUUCUCAAGAAGUGUGAAGAGCAAAAGUUCACCUCAGUGUCCUUCCCAGCGCUUGGAACAGGCCAGGGUGGGGCGAGUCCCUCUGCUGUUGCGGACGCCAUGAUUGACGCAGUGGUGGGCUUUGUGAAGAAGAAAAUGGGACCUUUUGUGAGAAGUGUGAACAUCCUGAUAUUCCAGACUGCCAUGGUGACUGAGUUCCACAAGAGCAUGAAGAGGAGAGUGGGAGAGGGAGUGGAGGAAAAGGACAUUUUUACCAGGUUUAAAGAUUCGCGCUCUGCCCGUGAGAACUUUGUCAUGGAGGGAGAGGAGUUUGCCCCGACCGUGUUCCAGCUGUGUGCAGAGAGCCCCCAGGCUGUGAGCCGUGCCCGGGACUGGGUUAAAAACCUCAUAAUGAAGGAGCAAACUGAGAAAACCAUCAAGAACCCGUACAUCAGCCAGCUGAGCCAGGGGGAUGUGGAGAAGUUGCAGGCCAUGCAGAGGGAGCUGACAGUCAGGAUACGCCUGGAGAAGAAGGGCCCCAACUCCUUGAUCCGCCUGGAGGGCCUGAGCCGCGAUGUGCUUACAGCAGACGGCCUCAUCAGGGACAUGGUCCUGGACCAGGAGAGGGCAGAGAACAGCAGACAGGCAGCUUUCCUGGUGAGCAGCCUGGUGGAGUGGCAGUACAAAGACCACAGUGGAACAAUGGUGUCUUUUGACAUGUUCACCAACUACAUCCUGGAGGAGGCUGUGAGAGACAACAGCAAAGUGACAAUCAAGAUCAACAAUGAGGAUUAUAAGGCAAAUGUAGCCCACAAGAGAGCUGUCAAGAUUAGGGGCAUAAGAGAAAUUGAGUUACUGAGAAAAGACCUGAAAGACGAUACAUCAGUGUCUCUACCUGCACACUGGGAUGACAUGAAGGGUUCCCUCUUAAUGCUGGUCCCACUAACUACAGGAUCCAAGGGAUACAAUGACGUAGAGAAGGAAUUUCGGAAGACUUUACUCACUGACACCAUCAUUACAAUUGAACGAGUCCAGAACGAUUCACUGUGGAAGAGCUACCAGAUAAGAAAGAAGCUCCUGGAGGAGAAGAACAAGCACACAAACAACGAGAAACUGCUGUUCCAUGGCACCAGUUCUGACUCCAUCACCAAGAUCAACAACCAUGGCUUCAAUCGCAGCUACGCUGGAACACAUGGUGCGGCUAUUGGCAAUGGAUCAUACUUUGCUGUGGACUCCAGUUAUUCAGCAAAAGUGUACUCUAAAGCUGAUGCACAGGGGAUCAAGCACAUGUACCUGGCCAGGGUUCUUGUUGGAGACUACACUCAGGGACAAGAAGGCUUGAUCGUUCCUCCUGCCAAAGCUUCAGGGCAGGAUGCCGACUUGUACGACAGCGUCACAGACAACACCUCCAAUCCAACCAUGUUUGUGAUCUUCAGUGAUGUGCAGGCUUAUCCAGAGUUCCUCAUCACAUUCCAGUAAAUCAGAUUUAACUGUACCUUCAUUAGUAUAUCAAUACUUCACAACAAAUUCCAUAUGUCUGUGUAAAGGGUUUUAAAGGUAUGUGGGUUAGUUGUAAUAGCCAUGGCUGAGGUUAGACAUCCUUAGAGUAACCAGUGGUGUAAAGUACAGUUGCAAAGUUGUAUGGUAUAUGUCAUUUGAUGCUGUGCAGAUUCUGCAAAGAGAGAAGAAGCUACUGGAGAAGGGGUUGAGAGAGCUUAUAGACUACCGUAGUGGAAAUAGGGUCUUCAUUGAUGAGCAGGAGCAGAAGUUUUCAGAGUAUCUCUUGAGGCCAGCUGAUUUAUGCCCACUGUUAUCGAGGCCACCUCUCCGGAUGCCUCCCAGCCCAGCUAUCCAGCUGCCUCCCAUGUCACCUCUCCAGCUGUCUCCCAUUUCACCUCUCCAACUGCCAUCCAGGUCACCUCUCCAGCUGUCUCCCAUUUCACCUCUCCAACUGCCAUCCAGGCCACCUCUCCAGCUGUCUCCCAUUUCACCUCUCCAACUGCCAUCUAGGCCACCUCUCCGGCUGCCUCCCAGGCCACCUUUCCAGCUGCGUCCCAUGUCAACUCCAACUGCCUUCCAGGCCACCUCUCCAGCUGACUUUCAGGCCACCUCUCCAGCUGCCUCCCAUGCCACCUCUCCAGCUGCCUUUCAGGCCAUCUCUCCAGCUGCCUUUCAGGCCACCUCUCCAACUGCCUUCCAGGCCACCUCUCCAGCUGCCCUCCAGGCCAUCUCUCCAGCUGCCUUCCAAGCCACCUCUCCAGCUGCCUUCCAGGCCACCUCUCCAGCAACCUUCCAGGCCAUCUCUCCAACUGCCUUCCAUGCCACCUCUCCAACUGCCUUUCAGGCCACCUCUCCAACUGCCUUUCAGGCCAUCUCUCCAACUGCCUUUCAGGCCAUCUCUCCAACUGCCUUCCAGGCCAUCUCUCCAGCUGCCUUCCAGGCCAUCUCUCCAACAUUCAGUCACACACCAAAUAAACAUGGCAAUGUUGCUCUAAUGGUCUCAAUAAAGACAUUCAAUAAUUAGUUGCAUGUCAUGAUUCAUGUACUUUUUCAAUCUGUUACAAUUCACCCCUAGCACUGUUACAACUAACCCAGACCACUCCUUGCAUUUAUGACCACACCAUGCAUUUGCAGUUUGAUUUACAUAAUAACCACACCAAUUUGUAAAGGACAAAUGUAGGUUGUUUGUAUCAAGUUUUGAACACUACCAUUAACAAUCUCUGAGAAACUGACGGAAAGGUGAGAAGUGUUACAGCCAUCACUGGUCUCCCCAACUAUUUACUCCGUACAUUUUCCCUGACACCCAAAAGUACUCGUUACAUUUUCCAAUUCACACACUUACUGUAUCAAGAGAACAUUCCCGGUCAUGCCUACUGCCUCUGAUCUGGUGGACUCACUAAACACAUAUGCUUAAUUUGUCAAUUAUGUCUUAAGUGUUGGCGUGCCCCUGGCUAUCCGUAAAUAAAAUAAAUAAAAAGCU
Oncorhynchus kisutch (coho salmon) is the source of this 7482-nucleotide messenger RNA. Its product is annotated as protein mono-ADP-ribosyltransferase PARP14-like. NCBI's taxonomy places the organism in Eukaryota, Metazoa, Chordata, Actinopteri, Salmoniformes, Salmonidae. The record is from RefSeq and is a predicted model, not a curated record. Bases 75 to 5981 code for a protein of 1968 amino acids. The transcript has 17 exons. Gene Ontology annotation, biological process: negative regulation of gene expression; protein poly-ADP-ribosylation. Gene Ontology annotation, cellular component: cytoplasm; nucleus. Gene Ontology annotation, molecular function: transcription corepressor activity; NAD+ poly-ADP-ribosyltransferase activity.